AUGUCCACUCCAACUCUUUACUAUUUUGAUGGCCGUGCUCGUGGUGAGGUCUCCAGACUGUUGUUCGCCUAUGCUGGCAAGAAGUUCGUUGAUACUCGUGGCGCAUUCCCUUUGGAGGAGGAGCUGAGAGCCAAGACACCAUUCGGUCAGCUGCCAUACUAUGUUGAUGACAACAUCCAGAUUGCUCAGUCUGUUGCCAUCGAGUUCUACCUUGCCGACCAGCUCCAGCUUGCUGGCUCAUCCACUAUUGAGCGUGCCCAGAUUCUCCAAUACACAUUGUUGCCAGCCGAUCUCUAUGCACCAUACUUCCCAGCAUACCUCACCAACAACGAGGCCGCUUUAAAGCUGUUCACAAGCGAGACCGCGCCAAAGGUGUUUGCCAAGUUGGAGACCCUGUUGGUCAAGGCUGGCGGUGCAUACCUUGUUGGAAACAAGUUGUCCUGGGCUGACAUCAGCAUCUUCAACCUCUUGGACUUCUUCCACCAGCAGCCAGGCAACCUUAUCGAAGUGCUCAAGCCAUUCCCAGCCCUCUUGGCCUUCCACAAGCAGAUUGCUGCCGUCCCACAGUUCGCUGAGUACUUGAAGAACAGACCAACCACAAUCUUCUAA
Molecule: messenger RNA, 609 nt
Organism: Acytostelium subglobosum LB1
Lineage: Eukaryota; Evosea; Eumycetozoa; Acytosteliales; Acytosteliaceae
Exons: 2
Coding region: 1-609 (202 amino acids)
Biological process (GO): glutathione metabolic process
Molecular function (GO): glutathione transferase activity
Source: RefSeq, a predicted model, not a curated record